Messenger RNA from Fundulus heteroclitus (mummichog), 1392 nucleotides. RefSeq names its product noggin. Lineage: Eukaryota; Metazoa; Chordata; Actinopteri; Cyprinodontiformes; Fundulidae. Bases 341 to 1009 code for a protein of 222 amino acids. Gene Ontology annotation, biological process: osteoblast differentiation; negative regulation of cell differentiation; dorsal/ventral pattern formation. The transcript has a single exon. The record is from RefSeq and is a predicted model, not a curated record.
UCCUAAACAACAAACCCGCAUUCAAAGCGGGACACACGAAUUACAUCACGCUGCGUGCGGAGGAUAAAACGGAGGCGGCGGCUUUGGCUCCGCGCUUUUCUGCACAGGACGCCAGCGGAGCAUCAUGCCGAGCCGCGACGCGCGGAGCGCAGGGACACAGCUGAGCUUCGCCACCCAGUCCUAUGAUAAAAUCGGCUUCCACUGAUCUUUUCCUGCUCGGAGGGAGUUUCGCGAUGGGAAAGUGAAUUGUAAGGGAUCCAGGACACGCAGUUUUGGAGACAGCUGGCGCGUAAAGUUCCCUCCUCGCAGCUCCGAGUGCGCGCUGACCUCGCAGUUUGACAUGGAUCAGCACCAGCAGUGCGCAGCCGUGUGUCUGCUGAUGCUGUCGCUCGGACUCCUGACGGACAGAGCGAUCUGUCAGCACUUCUAUCUCCUGCGCCCCAUCCCGAGUGACAGUCUGCCGGUGGUGGAUUUAAAAGAGGACCCGGAUCCGGUCUUUGACCCGAAGGAGCGGGACCUGAAUGAGACCGAGCUCAGGGGCAUCCUGGGGGACUUUGACAGCCGCUUGCUGUCCGUGUCGCUCCCCGUGGAGGACAAACACCCGGGCUCCGACGAGCCGGAUCACCUCGACGUCCUGAAGGCGGGCGGAGUUCUGCCGAAGGAGAUUCGGGCGGUGGACUUCGACGUGCAAAUCGGCAAGAAGCACAAGCCGAGCAAGAAACUGAAGCGGCGGCUGCAGCAGUGGCUGUGGGCCUACACGUUUUGCCCGGUGGUCUACACCUGGACCGACCUGGGCAGCAGGUUCUGGCCACGGUACGUCCGGGUUGGAGGCUGCGUGAGUAAAAGGUCGUGCUCCGUCCCGGAGGGCAUGGUCUGUAGACCCGCGAACUCAACCCACCUGACCGUGCUGCGGUGGAGGUGCGUGCAGAGGAAAAGCGGGCUGAAGUGCUCCUGGAUCGCGGUGCAGUACCCGGUCAUCACAGACUGCAAGUGCUCCUGCUCCAGUUGAAAAGGACGCGGUGAACUCUUAAGUUAUAAGCUCAGUAAUUUCGUCCUCCUCUUUAUUUCCCCCACCUGCACUACAGAGUGUAAGAAUGUAUUUCUGUAUAUGCGAGGCCAUGAAGUUUUUUCUAUAAGACAUUCUGUACAAAGCCAGUAUUAUUUGUAACCAGAGUCUACUUUAUUUGUGCAGAAUAUUGGUUUUAUAUAUUUUGUAUUUAUGGAGAAGCGGCGCACAGAGUGUUUGUGGUGGAUGAAGCGGCUCAGCCUCAGAGUUGAACUAUAUGAUUAUUGAUACAGUCGUAUCAGCGACUUGUUUUAUCCUGUAAAUUUGGGAAAUGUACUAUUUAUUCUUUAUAUUCGGACAAUAAAAUGACACUGACAUGAUUAUAA